AAUCAACAACAACAAUGGCGACAGCAGCAGCCGUGUCCAUGGACCAUGCACCACCACCAGGGCCGUCUACUACGCUGCAAAGAGCAUCUCUCUACGUCGGAGAUCUCCAUCCGGACGUGAUCGAGGCGGAUUUGAUACAAGUUUUUCGGACGAUGGGCGCAUUGGACUCAGUUCGAGUUUGCAGAGACAGAGUGUCUCGCAAGUCUCUUUGCUACGCCUACGUCAAUUUCCUCAACACUUCGGAUGCAUCUAGAGCUCUGGCCAGCCUUAACCAUAGAAAAUUGAGGGGAAAAAGUAUGAGGAUCAUGUGGUGUCAGAGGGAUCCUCUUGCAAGAAAGAAUGGGGUAGCUAAUCUGUAUGUGAAGAAUCUUGAUCCUUCAGUUAACAAUGCUCACUUGGAAGGGUUGUUUGGCAAAUAUGGGACAAUACUUUCUUGCAAAGUUGCCGAGGAAAAUGGGAAGAGUAAAGGCUUUGGGUUUGUUCAGUUUGACUCUGAGGAUGCAGCCACAACUGCUCUUAAUGCUCUCAAUGACACCAUGUUUGAAGGGAAGAAAUUAUGUGUAUGCAAAUUUAUUAGGAAGAGUGAGAGAAAUGAUGCUUCUGAGAAAACAUUCGCAAAUUUAUAUUUCAAAAAUCUUGAUGAGAAUGUUACCGUGGAUUUCCUCAAAGAAAAGUUUUCAGAACAUGGGACAGUCUGCAACAUUGUGAUUAUGAAGGAUGAUGAGGGGAAGUCAAGAGGUUUUGGAUUUGUGAAAUUCAGUUUGCAUGAAGAGGCUAAGAAGGCAGUCGAAUGCCUCAAUGGUGCUCUUCUUGGUUCCAAGAAUCUGUACGUGGGAAGGGCUCAAAAGAAAGCAGAGAGGGAACAGAUCUUGAAGCAAGCACAUGAGUUUAUGCUCGACAAUAAUUAUGCAAAGUCCAAGGCUUCAAACCUCUUUGUGAAGAAUCUCAGUUUAUCAUUUGAUGACCUGGAACUGGAAGAACUUUUCAGUGAUUAUGGCAAAGUUACUUCAGCCAAGGUGAUGUAUAAUGAAGAUGGUGCCAGCAGAGGAUUUGGUUUUGUAUGUUUUUCUUGUCCAGAAGAAGCAAAGAGGGCUUUGGAAUCACUAAAUGGAACUACUGUCCGAGGUAUGGUUCUGUAUGUGGCCUUGGCUCACCGUAGAAAAGAACAUCCUACGCAGUUGCAGAGCAUCGACACUAAACAGUCAUUCCAAACUCCUCACUGGAACAUCCAUGUCCCUCAAUAUUAUCCUUUAUAUUACAAUGUCCCUCCAGUUCCCAUCCCACACUUCCGCCCUUUCCAGCCAAGGCUGUACCAAGCCUUCUGCAGAUCUCUCAGCGGAUUUUUCCCCUUUGACGACCAAAGACUUCAGGGAAAGUUCUGUACCCAUUUGCAGGUUCCACUUCAACAGUCGCAGCAGGAGCCCAUCAAAGGCAUGGCUCACCAGUAUCAUCCUAAAAAGUUUAGUACUGCUUAUGGUUCAACGCAACCCCUGAAUAUUGGUUCUGUGAAGCAGCAAAAACCAUCAAGUAAACUGGGAAAUAAAACUGUCUAUGGUCCUCUUGAGACUUCUACGACAGGGCCAGGAUCUGUAAAUUCUCCUAUUAUUGAUUCUAAACAUGACCCAGAAUUUGGUGCUUUGAAGCAGAAGAAACCCUCAUGUAAACUGGGAAAGAAGAGUACCUGUGCUGACAAUGGAACUUCUGCCAGAGGAUUUGGAUCUGGAUCUGUAAGUUCUGCUGCUAGAACAUCAUCACAAUGGGUAUACAAGAAAAACUGUAGGACAAUGCUACAACCUUUGGACAAGAAUAGUCAGCCUGGACAUACUGCUGAGAAACCCGAAGUAUUUGUGAAUACGAAUGUGCAGGAGCUACCAGAGUCCCAAAAUCCAAAUGAUGAAGGCAAAUUCUGGGAGCGUCUCACAUAGCAACACCAGUAUUCUGCCAGCUGCUCAGAGCUAAACUGACCGAUGUUGGUGUUAAAACAUUUCUAGCAUCAGAUAACUCUACUCUUUCUAGUGAAGAAUUGUGUAUAUCCUAAGGACUGCAGCACUGGUUGUGCGAGCU
Coffea eugenioides is the source of this 2064-nucleotide messenger RNA. RefSeq names its product polyadenylate-binding protein 6-like. Bases 15 to 1925 code for a protein of 636 amino acids. Gene Ontology annotation, cellular component: cytosol; nucleus; ribonucleoprotein complex. Gene Ontology annotation, molecular function: poly(U) RNA binding; poly(A) binding; mRNA 3'-UTR binding. The transcript has 8 exons. Lineage: Eukaryota; Viridiplantae; Streptophyta; Magnoliopsida; Gentianales; Rubiaceae. The record is from RefSeq and is a predicted model, not a curated record.